UGUUGAGAGAUUGGAAAUGGCGGAGAGGAGAGACCAAAGCGACAGUUUAAGAUUGAAAACACCAUUGCACCGUCAUUGAUAAACAGAAAACGCCCCGGAGUGAAUCUCGGACUUACUUAACAUUUGCUACUGCCGCUCGGAGUUAAGUCGGAGGCAGCGGGACGGGAUUAUCGAAGCAAGGUUUCGAAUUAGCAAACUGGUUAGCUGGCUAAGCUAACUGUGCUAGCUGCCUGGCGUUAGCUUGCUGCAAGUCGUGUGUGAUUUUAACCACGCAGGCUUGUUUGUCAACAUAAGCUACGUUAGAUUGCUAGCCAGCCAGCUAACAUUCAACUUUCAUCCGCUCUUGGAGCCAGUCGGACAUAUUCCACGGUCACCACAACUGGCCGUAAAAUGAUCAAUCCAAAGUAACAGCGGAUGAAAAGUCAAAGACAUUUGACAAUCCUUGUCGUGAGCAAGCCGUACACUGGUUAGCCAAGUUAGCCAACUGGCUUGUUUUACGUUUAGGCUGGGAAUUGCAUGGGAAUUAAUCAUCCACUGUGUCAACUUGCAGCAAGAUCCCGUGGGCAGAAUCGAUAUUUACAAGCUGAAGGGCCGAGAAAACAGGCACAGAGGACAGAGACAGGAAAGAGAGCAAAGAGAGGGCAGAUGAUAUGCAGCAAAGGGCCUGUGCCUGAAUCAAGCCCAGGCUGCUGUGAUGGGGACUCAGCCUUAACGAGGCCAGCAGGCUCCUGUCUCUCCCAGGGAUGGUGCCACGUGACGGGGAGGCUGUGGAGCCAUAAUCCCACCACAACCACCCCAGCCACUGGAUUGUAGGCUGCCUGGCCAUUGAUCUCGCCCCCGGUGCCCCCCUCUUCUGAUUCAUCAUUGCUCUUAGCCCAGGACGAGGUCACAAAAGCCCCCACAUGAUUUAUCCUCUGGAGCCCUAGAUCAAGUGAGUUGCAGCUGAAGAUGAGUGCAGUAGGGGAAAGCCCCCUGGACCCUGCCAUGCCAGAGUCACGCAAGAGGAAGGGCUCACCAUGCGACACGUCGGGGCAAAGUGUGGAGAAGCGAAGGCGGGAGCUGGAGUGCCGCUACAUUGAGGAGCUGGCUGAGCUGCUGUCAUCCAACAUGAGCGACAUCGCCAGUCUCAAUGUCAAGCCAGACAAGUGCCACAUCCUCAAGAGCACCGUGGACCAGAUCCAGCAGAUCAAACGCCGUGAGCAGGAGAAAGCGGCCCUGCUGUCUCCAGAUGACGAAGUGCAGAAGAGCGACAUCUCCUCCAGUAGCCAGGGAUUGGUGGAGAAAGAGGCUCUCGGGCCCAUGCUGCUAGAGGCCCUGGAUGGCUUUUUCUUUGUUGUCAACCGAGAAGGUCGCAUCGUCUUUGUCUCUGAGAACGUGACAGGUUACCUUGGAUACACCCAGGAGGAGCUAAUGACCUCCAGCGUCUACAGCAUCCUGCAUGUCGGAGACCACAACGAGUUUGUACGCAACCUGCUGCCCAAGAGCCUGGUAAACGGCGUGCCGUGGCCACAGGAACCAGGCCGAAGGAACAGCCACACCUUCAACUGUCGCAUGCUGAAGAGGCCACCGGAUGAGGUCGACUCAGAAAACCUGGAAGCCCGGCAGCAGUAUGAGAUCAUGCAGUGUUUCACCGUGUCCCAGCCACGGGCCAUGCAGGAGGAGGGAGAUGAUCUUCAAAGCUGUCUGAUCUGUAUUGCCUGUCGGAUGCCGCGCCCCCAGCCACUGCCUGUCAGUGCCGAGUCCUUCAUCACCAAGCAGGACCCUACAGGGAAGAUCAUCUCCAUAGAAACCAGUGCUCUGCGGGCAACAGGUCGACCUGGCUGGGAGGACCUGGUCAGGAAGUGCAUCUAUGCUUUCUUCCAGCCGCAGGGCAAAGAGCCCUCUCACGCCAAGAAGCUGCUGCAUGAGGUUAUGACCCAUGGCACUGCUAUCAGCCCUCUGUACCAGUUCACAUUAAGUGAUGGAACCCCCCUCAGUGCUCAGACCCGCUGCAAGUUCUGCUGCCCACCCAACCCCGAUGUACAGCCCUUCAUCAUGGGCAUUCACACUAUUGACAGGGAACACAACACUGCUAGCUCUCAGGAAAACACUAACCCCAGCCUUCCACUGACCCUGGGCAGCCCGGCUCCCUCCCGAUCCCCAGCCCUCCCUCCCAGCAGUAACUCAACCCAGGCCUCAGGGCUCACCACCUCGGGCCUCCACCCCAACAACAGUAACGGCUCCUCUCAUGGGCACGGCCCAACCACACCCACAGGCUACCUGACGCCCAAUCGGACAUGUCCUCAGCAGGUCAACAGCCCCUCACCUUUGAGCAGCCCACUCACAGCCACCCCUACCUCCUUUGUGUCUCCCAGGCUGCCGCGAGCCAGUCCUGGGCUCGGGGGAAGCCCGCGGGUUCCAGGGAACCCUUUUUCUCCCUCUACACCUGGCCUCCACUCUCCAGCAGGGGCACUGAGCAGUGGAGGCAGCCUCAGUCGCCAGCAGUCUGGUGGUGAUGGGAGUGGAGGUGGUGCUGGUGGGACAUCCGGGACCUUCUCCCUGUCUUCCCCUCUCCCUCAGAGACAAGCCAGUACACCCACCAGCGCGUCCACUCGGCCUUCUCCGGCAAAACCCCCCGAAGGAGGAGAAGGUUGUGAGACAGGGGGCGAGGACUCAGUCAAAGCCCCGCUUCAUUGUUCCUCACAACUGGGCAACCCCAGACUCAACCAGCUCCUGGACAGCAACGGGGCAGGAGUUGAAUCCAACAACAACAACAACAGCAACCACUGCACCUCAUCGCCUCACCCCAACCCUACUCCUGCCCCUCAGUGCCCUGCCUCCCACAGUACCCUGACAGAACGACACAAAAUCCUGCACCGGCUGCUCCAGGACAGCAGCCCCAACGAUGCCUCCACCACCACCGAAGAAGGACUAAACAGUAAGGAAGUUGAGAUCAAGAAGGAGCCACCCGCCAGUCCAGCAACAGUCACAGCCCCUCCCAAGUCCAGCUCCAGAGAACCACAAGACCAUCAGUUGCUCCGCUUCCUCCUGGACACAGAUGAGAAGGACCUGGGGGACCUGCCACCUCCAUCUGCUCUCACCCUGCAGACGGUCAGGGUGAAGGUGGAGAAGAAGGCCAGUGUGGAUGGAGCACCCUGCACUGGUGCACCCAUUGCAGCAACAGGAGCUGUACCCAAACCUGCAGGAGCUUCAGGCACCUCAGCUUGCAUCAGUCCCAAGUCAAGCCCCAUUGGAGAGAACCGCCGAGACAGCCGCAAGGACAGCCGAGACUCUACGAUUUCUGGUGGCCCUGCUGACCUGGACCCUCUCAACCAGCUGCUGCCUGGCCUCAGGGGCUCUAUUGUGGCCAAACAAGGCAGCGAGGACUCCACAACCCCUGGAGCCGUCCCCCAGCUUCAGUCUCCGGCUCCCCAGGCGCAGCCCCAAGCUCAGCUCCAGUCUCCCAUUCCUCAGCUCCAGUCACCCCUGUCCCAGCCUCAGUCCCAUCCCCAGUUGCAUUCCCCGUCACCCCAGCUUCACUCCCCCUCCCCCCAGCUCAAGCUGCAGUCACCCACUCAGCCCCAGCCCAGCGAGGCCAACACUCCCCGCAGUGUGACCGUGAAGAGAGAGCCUCCUGGUACUCCAAACAGAGGGCUCAGUGAUGGUGGUGGCCCCCCCUCUGGUUGCAGCCUCCAGAGUCAGUCACCUUUUGAUUUCUGCAGCCCCCCAACUCCAAGCCAGACCCAGACCCAGGCUCAAGGACAGGCAGACCCCUUCCAGACGCCAAAAGAUAGUGGCAGCCCCUUUCCAGAGGCAGAAGUUAGCAACCCGUUCAGUUCAAGCACUGGCCUGGCCAAGAUGGAGGGGACAGACUCCCAGUUCCAGCCCCUAGCUCUGUCUGACACCCUGUCCUUUGAUGGAAGUCUGGGAACUCCUAUACAAGCUCCACUGGCUUCACCACAAGAGCAGUGUGUGCCCUGUCCGCUGGAUGAGAUGCUGUGCCCCCCCACCACUCCUGAGGGGCGAAACGAUGAGAAGGCUCUGCUCGAGCAGCUCGUCUCUUUCCUCAGUGGGACAGAUGAGAGUGAACUGGCUGAGCUGGACAAAGCCCUCGGCAUUGACAAACUGGUACAGGGUGGCUGUUUUGAUCCUAUUCCCCAGCGCUUCCCCUCCCAGCCUCCCACCACCACGCCAGUAGCCAUGGACCCCAAACUCCCCAGUUACCCCGCUCAGUUCACCCCGACCCCGCCAGCUCAGUUUCCUCCAGAGAUGGCCACAGUGGGGCCACAGGGGCUGAGUUUUGGAGCCCCCCGGGGGGCCUUCCCUGGUGGGACCAUGGGUAUGGGGCUGAGGCCGGGCAUGACCAGACCACAGGGGAUGGGCACUCAGCUCCGACUGCCACCCAACCAACUGCGACUACAGCUGCAGCAGAGGCUGCAGGGGCCACAGCAGCUCCAGAAUAGGCUGGCAGCGAUGAGUCAGUUUCCAGGAGGAGCCCAGCAUGUUAACAUGGGGAUUCGUCAGGGGGUGCAGCAGCCUCAGAUGCCCUCUCAACAGCCUCCGCUGAAUGCCCAGAUGCUUGCUCAGCGUCAGAGGGAGCUCUAUAGCUUCCAGCACCGCCAGCGCCAGCUUCUCCAGCAGAAGGUCAUGCUGAUGCGACAGGGCAUGGCAGGGGGACCGACUGGAACGGUGGUGCCUAUGGGAGCUGCCAGGAGCCCAAAGGGCCCUCCCACAACACCCCAGCAGCAGCAGCAGUUCAACUUCCCGCCCGGCUAUAGCCCCAUGACAGGAAACCCCCCUACCUCACCCAGCCACUUCAACUCUAUGUCAGGGGGCCCGCUUGACACCAAACUAACAGGACGAGUUCCCCUUGGUAACCAGACGCUGAUAGGGGGCAUGCAGGGCCAAUUUAGCGGCACCGUGAACUCCUCAAUCCAGCAGGGGUUGUUUCAGCAGUUUGGAGGAUCUGGUAUGGUCCAGCAAGACGCCUCUUUCCCUCCUGAGCUCAGCCCCACCAGCCCAUUGCUGUCACCUCAGAACCCCACAUCCCAGAGUUCUUUACUUCAGCAAGCCCCACCUCCUGGCUACCAGUCACCAGACAUGAAGAGCUGGCAGCAAACAGGCAUGAGCAGCAACAGCCUUUUCAGCCAAUCAGGACAGGGUGCAGGGCAGGCAUUUGGCCAGCAGGGGGUUUACAACAACAUGAGCAUCACCGUCUCCAUGGCCGGGGGGUCGGGGGGCGUCAGCUCAUUACCUCCCAUGGCGCAGGCUGUAGGCAUGAGCAACAGUAACCUCAGCAACGUCAGCUCAAUGUGCAGCGACCAGCAGGUGCAGCAGGUCCAGGUGUUUGCAGACGUCCAGUGCACGGUGAACCUGGUUGGCAGCGACUCUUACCUGAACCAGGGCUCCAUGGGAGGUGGGGCUUCCCAGAAGGGCCCCGGGCCCCAGGGCUCCCAGAACAACCAAGCCCAGCAGAAGAGCCUCCUCCAGCAGCUGCUCACUGAGUGACGCUCCCUCUCCCCUAACUCAGAUUUCUCCUCUUCCUUCUACUUCUUACUUCUCCUCCUCCUCCUGGGAGGUUGGCGCACCAAACCCAUUGCUCUCUCUGUCUCACCUUUGAAUCUGGAUGGAUGUACGUCGGACGGCCACAGAACACACUCUGAGAGGCCUUGCUGGCAGUGGUGUUAUACAACCUAACUACUACAAUGGGGGGGGGCGGGGGGGUCUUGGGUUGCUUUUAACCCCCCAGUACCUUUAGGAGAGACUGGAGUCAGAAGCAGCAGCAGUGUAUUUGAACCUGCCUGUCUGUCUAAUCUGUCUGACAACCUGUCUGUCUGCCUCAGCCUAUUGAAGGCAGUGUUGUCUCGCUGCUCAUUCCUCGGUGACCUACUUUCUGCUUCCUGACCUGAUAAAAGAACCUACAACUGCAAACAUCAUUGUAGAUUUGCCAAGAUGUCGUCAUUGUCAAAAUCAGGGCCGGCCUCCUUUUGUUCCUGAACAGAUGGUUUCUGUCGGGCCGUCGCCCCAGCAGUGCAUCUUGGGAGCACGAGUGGCAGCAAACGGCUGAGCUUCGCGCUCAGUGAGGGGGAGUGUCCCAGAGAGCACCACCUCUGGCUUUCUUUUAGGUUUUUGUUUUUGUUUUUGUUUUGUUUUUGUUUUUUUCAUUUGGGUUCUCCUACCUGUCUCUCAGCGAUGUGGGAAUGUUAAGGUUUCAGACCUCUGUGGCAUUGUGGGAUAGAAGCUCAGUUUCAGCUGGUUCUGUGACUGUCUCUCUCUCUCAGCUACAGUGCCUGAUGGAAGUUUGAGUCUCUCAAGUCUCUACUUCUUCUACAUAUUAUUCGACUACGUCUUCUGUUGAUUUUUUAUUUUGGUUGAAUUAUUGUUUGUUUUUCAGUUUCUGCUCUCACCGUCAUCAUCAUCAUCAUCAUCAUCAUCAUCAUCUAUGGUAUCAUGAGAACAAGCUUUGUUAACAGCCAGAAUGGAUGGAUUGAUGGAUGGAUGGGAGACAGACAGGAUGCUGCUCAGUUUGGAACUUAUGUAUCUUUCUCCCCUGGGAGGAGGUUUUUCAAAGUUAAAAAAAAAUGACUGUUAUGAUUAUUUAACUGUCUGUCCUUCACAUUUUACCCAUCACCUCAGCAGCUGUGAAUACAGAGCCCUGUUGGGUUCUCCCUCUUUCUCUCUCUCUCUCUCUCUCUCUUUCUAUCUCUCAUACUAUCUCUUGGCCUAUCAGUGUUGUUUGCCAUGUGCACCAUGCAGGCGGGUAGUAUUGUACAGUACAGAAGGACAAAGAUUUGGGGAUGAGCUCACUCUUCUCUUCUAACUGCUUUCCUUUGCAAAGAAGUGUAAUUCAUUGAUUACUCGAAACAGCAAAACUAUAUAUAAUGUGAUUCGAUCCAGGUUUUUUAGUUUCCUUUUUUUUUUUAAAAAAAAAAAAAAAAAAUUGAGAUUCUGAUUAUGUCAGCUCAUUGUUUUUUUUUUUAAAGGUUAUUUUUGGCAUCAUGAUAAUGUAAUACUGCUAAAUGUUGCUGUGGAGGAGGAAAUGAUUCCAUCUUCUAAAAUGUGAAAAAUCUGGGGUAAGAAUUUUGAAGCAAAUGAUUUUGAAAUAGCUAGGUCUCGCUCCCUCCGGCGUCCCGUUCAGCGCUACAACUAGCCACGCUUUAUGAAAAAACGGAGUUGGUCGCUUUGCUUGUGGUAAUCAGGGAGCUAGUUAGCCAUCUUUUCUCACUUUCUCCUGUUUUUAUUCCUACGUAUGUACAAUACUUUUGAAGAAAACUUUUCAGACAGUACACAUGCAUUUGUAACCAUUGUAUAAAAACCGUAAUACCCCAGAGGCGCGUGUUCUUUAACUUUGAUUACGCGUCCUUUGGUGAUGCCAGUGGUUCUCAGCCACAUCAUCACUGAACCCAUAAUCCCAGUACACUGCGCCCUUUUGGGGUAUUCUUCCUAUAUAAUGACGUUGAAAGCUGCAUUCAUUGAGAUUGUAAUGUGGACCGUGUAGGGCCAACUACAAACCUGCAUUGAGUGUGGAUGUAACGUGGCGACGAAUCUGCGUGGUUCUCACUUCACAAGCCUGUUGAAACUGAAAUCACGCUCAUAUUCAAAAUGUCAUGUGUCUCGGUUGAUUCUACGCGGUCCACAUUCCAGUCUUCGCGAAUGUAACUUUAAAUAGAGGGUUUAGUAAUAGAUGAUUCUAACAAUGAUGUGAUUGACAAUUCAUUGAAAGUUGUCAUGAAAUUAAAUCAAGACAGGAGGGGUUGAAUCGCAAAAAAAAAACACUUUUUGUCGUUUUUCUCCACCUCCAAACCUGUUAUAUCAGCAGAUCCAAUGUCAUCAGCCUCAAGGAUACAGUUUUUUUUUUUUUUUGUGAUUCAACCCUCGUCUCCCUCCACCUCCGGUCCCCUCAUAAAGACUUCACUCCACUGGCUACACACUACAGUUUCCUGUUGACUACUGUUUCCCAGUCAGACACUGUCUCUCUCAGCGAUAACAAACCUCUGUUUAUAAGAAUUAGCAUUCACACACAGAAAAGGGAUGUGUUACCUCCAGAACACACCUCACCAGGUAUUUAUAAAACUCUAAACUAGACCUUGCCUGCAGAAUUAGCUGUGUUGCAUUUGCAGUGACCCCCCCAAAUAUACUGUACACUACUAAUUGUAUGGGUACAGCAACAUAUUCUUUGAUCUCUGUGUCAGAGAAGAUGCAUAUGAAAUAUCACAGUCUGCUUUUGUCUCUGUUGGAUCAGCUUUUGGCUUAGUAUGAUGCCAUGCCACACUAUACCAAGAGAAUUUCCUCAAAGGUUACCUGGUCUGUAUUGGUCUCUUAAGCCCUAUCUGCAUGGGACUGAUAUUACCUGUGGGUGUCCAGUGAUGUAAUCAUUACAGAGAUGGUUGAUGUCCAAAUCAUGCCAUGUCCGUAAUUUCCUAAAGUCACAAUUCCAGUACAAAUGAUCCAUCAUGUCUUGGUGGAGACAGAGGUCCCUUGAUAAUAAUAAUCUAAUGUUGUGUAAACUGAAAUUUUUGGCACACAAUUUCUUGGCCACCACUUGCACACACAAUAUCUGUCUUCCUCCUGGGAUAAAAAGGCAUUAGAGGAAGCUACAUUUUUGGUACAGUGAUCAAUUGUAAAGUCCUGGUCUUAUGCACUUAGACUUCUAAUAGCCAUUUAACUGGAGGCAAAUUUCAUCAUCCUGUGUGAACUUAGGGUUCCUACGGUCAUGAAAAUGCUAGAAAAGUCCUGGAAUUUGAAAAUGUGUUUUCCAGGCCUGGAAAUGUUUUUGGAAUAUGUGGAAAUCUCCCCUGAAGUUUCGGAAAAGUCCCGGAAAUAUUCAGUCAUGAUGGCAGUCUGGACAAGUGGAGCGAGCUCUUGAGAAGGGAGAACAGUCUAGAGACGUACUUUAUUUUUCUGACUUUUCCACACCCUCGUAGUCAUAAAGGUUGCUUUAACUCAUUACACCACAGAAAUACAUUCAAGGACAUUUUGUUAAGUGGUUAUGGAAAAGUCAUGGACAAGUUUUGGAAUUUAAUGGGAAAGUUAUGUAGAAACCCCAUACUUCCCAAAAUGCAGAAUUUGAGGGGGGUAAGUCAAUAAUUCCAUGAAGUUCCCACAUAAUACUAGUCCCGUGCAGAUUGGGCUUUACUGUGUACUAUUUUUUUACAAAGAUAUUUCAUGAAGUGUGCAACACCAUCUGAAUACAGAGGGAUAGUAUGCAAGGUCAACAUUCCACCUACUGAGCCCCUACCAACUCCUCCAGUGUUGUAUGAUUUGAGAACCACUUUGUGUACAGCUACACAGUUUGUGUGUGUGUGUGUGUGUGCGAGCGUGCAUGUGUGCGUGCGUGUGUGUGUGUGUGUGAGAGAGAGAGAGAGAGAGAGAGAGAGAGCGUGUGGAUGCGUGCACUUCAUACCCAAACAGUGGCCCAUGAACAGUCACAACGUUAAACCCUCAAGCCCUAAGAGCAGGAAGUCAUCCUCAGUCUCCUCACAACUCCAGCAGAUAAAAUUGUAAAUGAUUUACCAAUAAUUGCUGAGAUCGGUUUUAAGGUCAUUCAAGUGUUGCAUUGCUGUUUGCAUUUAUUUUUAUAUUUCCCUAUGUACAUAUUUAUGAUUAGAAAGGCAUGUCGGUGUAUAAUCAGUAGAUUUUGGAGCACCUUUUUAUUACCUCAUGACUCUUGUACUAGACAGAAUGAAGAGUUCUUCCUGCUAUUCAUAACAUUUCCUUUUCUAGUUGACGGCGUCUCUGACUGUAUGUUCACGCUGUGAGCCACGGGGUUGAAGGAUCGCUCCGUUCUGGCCGAUUGUGGGCAAAGCCAGUGACUUGCAGCUACUUUGGAAUCGCUGAAUCGUGUACGUUUUGCUGCUUUGGUGUCGCCUGUCAUAGUUCCAUCAUUUCGCAUGAAGGGAAGUUUCAACUGCAAUAGCUCUGCAGGCUCAGGUAGAUGCAACCAUAUAUACUACAAUUAGCAUACGACAAAUGCAAAAAAAAAAUGCAUCAUCUAUCUAUUUAUUAAGACGAUCAGAAACUUGAAACUACCAUUUCCCAAGAUCCUCCACGGUGGCAGGAAAGGCAUGUCCUUAUAACGACACCACAUCACAACAAUGAAAGCGGCCAACAUUUGCGCUGUUUGUGGAUGUAUGUUUUAUUCCAGACCUGAAAGAGCUCUGAGCUCACCUGUCCUCUCAGGAUUCCCAUGUGUCCUGGAAAAUCUGGGAAUCCUGGAAAUCAAUGGUCUGCCUUUCCAGUCAUGGGACGUGCCGGGGAAAUUCGAAAACUUCUAAAAUGGCCUAGAAAUAGUCAUGAGAUCCUGGAAAAUGAUUAAGUUCGGCUUAGAUUACAUUUUCAAAUGUUUACCUGAGCUCAUGUUACACACGUAGAAUCGAUUGGAAACAGAUUGGUUCUGGAACAGAGAAGUGGGUUCUCAGCUGGCAUCAAGCAUUAGUGGCUCAGGAUGACACAGGUUUCAUUCUGCUCCUGCAGAAUUAUGUCGUCAUAAUUCUGGCCACUUAACAGGAACUUCUGUUGUAAGGAAAACAAACUAGAAAACAGCAAAGCAGCACCACACCCUCUAGGUAAAAGGGGCAUAUUUAUGUAUUAACAGUUUUAAAGUUUUUUACGGUUGAAUCUUCCUUAAACAUCACUAUCAAGCAAGCACUAAUUUAUAAAAAAAAAAAAUGGCUACAGUGCUCACCAUCAAACCAGCAAUGAGUACAAGCAUUCUCUGGAGGAUCAUCUCCGCUAAAGUCUGUCAGAUAAAAAUUGCAGAGAACCAGGAACGGCUCCAUUAGCUUCCAUUUCCCAGUUGCCGGGAGCAACCGUCACUCAUAAAGUAAAGAAAACCGAUGAAGACUUGGGUGUUGCUCACAGCGUGAAGACACAGUGAGGGUCAGACAGUCCUGUGCCACUGUUUGGUCGAUGUAAAUACCGCGACAUCUCAAGACACAGACGCUUCGCAAAGUGGGAAGAAUGUAAUUUUGGAAGGAUUCUUUCAGUGUCAACAUCCAUAUGUUAAUCUGCUCUACCUGAUGAUUCCGCCUCAUUCACUGAAGUGUUAUUUUUGAAAGGUUUCUUCUCAUCCAUAUUGUAAUGUACCCUCUCUCCUCAGCCUUCCCUCCUCUCCAUGGAAUAGGCAUUCCUAUAUAAAUGGUAUCCUAGACAACCCUGUUAAAUGCAGAAACCCAACAGCGACCUUGUCAAUAUGAUGAAUAGUAUGCCAAAUACAAAAAAAAUGCACACUUAACCAUUUUUUAUGCAAGAGCCAUUCAUCGGAUAAGACAGUCCCUCCUUACUACAAUUAACAGGUACAAGGUUAAGUAUUUUCUAACAUUGGUUCAAGAUGUUAACAUAAUGUAUAUAACAGACAAAUGUGAAUAUGUAUUUGUUCAGAAUCAACAAAAAAGUAGUGCUCCGAGUUUGUGGUAAAUAACUACUCGCCUCCAUCAUGUUUUUAUUUCAUGUUUUGAUUUUCUACUUUUUUUUUUAUUUUUCUGAUGUAUGUAUGUAUAUGACUAUCAGCGAGUGUGUAUGUAUGUGUGUAAGUGAUUAAUACUGUAUAUCUGGUGUUCUCUAAGAUGGAAACUCGAAGAUGUCCUGGUUUGAUUCUCUCUUUUUUUUGUUUGUUUGUUUGUUUUUUUUUCUUCUUCUUUUACUUUUUUUUUUUCGACCCUGCACAGUACCUGUGGGUGUUCAGAUAACUAUGCCAGAGAAUGGUUUUUAGCGACUGCUGAAUGUGAUUUUACUGAGAGAGAAGCAGUGUGGACUGGCUUUUUGUACGGGUUAAUUUAAAAAACAAAAAAACAAAAAACAAAAAAACAAAACAAAAAAAGGCCAUAUUAUUUAAUUUUCUCUGUUGUCAAAAGUUUAAGCAGAUCUGGGAGAGUGGAGCCUUGGUUUUAUGGAGAAGCAUCGCCUGGCUGCUGUGUAUGUGAGUGGGCUUUUCUUUUUUUUUUUUUUUCUUUUUUUUUUUCUCUCUUUUGUAUUUUCACACUGUCUGACUGAUGUAGCCUUUUUGCAUUUGUCAAUAGUAAAUGACCAAAGCUUCAAGACGUUUGAUGGAUAUCAUAUGCAAGCCUCAUCAUCACUGGACAAGACAUAAUGUAGCGGCCCUUUGUAAAUUUGAAUCUGGUGGCGCUAAUUAAACCCCCCCUCCUCCUCCUUUCCCCCCAGCUAAAUUCUGCAGAUGUAGCUUAUUAAUCAUCAGUGAAUAGGUAAUAUUUUGCAUGUUUGUCCUUCCAUUUCUCUCUAGACACAUUUUGUCCUAAAAGUGGCCUAUCAACAAUAUUAUGUUCGAUCUACUUUGGUCAAACCCAAAGCUAGGUCAGCUUAAAAAAACGUUGCCAAUGAGGUUGUUGGAACCUGAAGUGCUAUCACUUGUUUACAGGAAGAAAGAAACAUUUGCAACAGUUAGCUAUGCACCUUACUGAAACAAGCGUUCCCUCACAUCGACUUGUAUUUCAAAUGAACACUGGAGCAACACUAGAAUCUAAAUCAGUGAUUUCCUAGGCAAGGUAUUUGUAGUUAUUUGCUAAAGUGCACAAAAUCAAAUACCAACAAAUACCCCCCUCCUUAUUGUCCCUGAUAGUGAAUUUAGACUAGGCUCUUGAUAUCUUAGCUAUUAAUCUCACAUGUGAAUCUCAUGCUAGAAAAAAAAAUCUGCCUUUUUUCCAUUAGCUGAAUACUGUAUACCAAAUUUGAGGUGCCUCUUGUAUAUAUUUUCUGCAGUGAAGAUUGCUCCUUUGCUGUUAAUAACCUUGUUUACCAGGGUUUUUUUUAUCUUCACCUUUAUAGAGAAAAAAAAAGUUUACUGUAUUUUACAUGACUUUUUUACACACGUAGAUUAAUCAAAUUAUUCCAGGAAUUUGCAAAUACAAUCUAGUUUUGCACUUUAUAUUCUAUCGGAUUUACUCGGAGUAAAGAGGCCAUCAGAAACCUACUGUUUCAAUCAGAUCACCAUUCGCAGAUAGACUAAGAAAUCCCCUGAAUGUACCGAGAAAGUUCUGCUUUCAUUUCAAACCCUUGAAUUGCUCAGGUUCUUUGUAAAGAACUUGGUUGUAAUGGAAACCCAUCAUCCAAGUGAUGAUAAAGUAAUUGUAUGUUCUUUACCUUCUUUGUAAUGUAACUCUCUUUAUCUCUCUUUCUCUCUCUCUCUCUCCUUAUGCUAACCAAUCCUCAGUACAAAUACUAUGCCAAUCUUCUUCAGGUGACCCCACCCCGUCCCACUUUCCCCCCGUAUCUCCUUUUGCCAUCAGCCGACACCAGGCUUUACAGUUCAUCGUCCUGCAGCUCGAAUUCUCUAAAGACAUUCCUGCUCGACUCAGUUUCGACAGCCGUCGCGCUCUGCUCGGUAGCUUCUGCUUUCCACUCGGCCGUUGCUCGCCUGUAGCUUUGAACGUGUUUUUCCUCAAACCAAGGUUGACGCUCACUUGUAUUAGUAAAAGUCAAAGUGUUUGGCUACGCGAGACUUCACCUCUGCUAUCUAGCAACAGUUGUGCACUGACAUAAAUGACCUCUCUCACAUUGUCUUGUCAUGAUUAUGUGCUGCCGAAUGUAGAAUAUUUAGUGGUGCAUUGAUGCCAUUGACGGCAUAAGUAUUCUUACUAGUAUCGGUAAGAUACCAAAUGUGAGUGCUAUUCCGAAGCAAUUUGAUGCUAAAAUGAACUUUAUUAAUUAAUUCCACCACAAAAAACUGAAGGAAGGAUCUCAUCUUAACAUAAAUUGCUUUUUUCAGUAUUCCCUGAAGUGCGCUCAAGGCCGGUAUCAGCACUUGGAUGAAGUACCGUGGUUCUUAUUGGUCGUUGGUGAGAAAUGGCAUCGGUGCACCACUGAGACUGUCCAUAGAAGUUUAAACAGUAAUUCCCACUCAUUCCUACUGCAGGUAUUUCAAAUUUCCCUAAUCAGCUUUCUGUGUGAAAGUUACCAGAGCAACAGUUUACUGAAUUCUAUAUUUGUCAAGUAUUGUAAGUGCUGCCUUAUUGGGACUGAGGUUGGAUGUGGUUCCGAGUUGUUAAAGAAGGCUUAUUAUCUCACCACUUUGUGUUGUUUUUUUGGGGGCGGGCAAUGAUGCUUUCUCUGGAGAAUUUGAGAAAACAAGACCAAGGUUCCACUUUCUCCCCUGUACAAAUUAAUAUAAAUAAAUAUAUAUAUUAUACAUUUUACUCAUUUUUUGUCCAGUUUUGUAUAUUACACUCGUGUAAAGUUUGUUUUUAAGAGGCAUCGGAGCAGCUAUUACGGGACAAUAUGAGUGAUGACGAUGUUCAUCCGGGAGAAUUUUAUGCAUGUUAUAUUUUCUCUUUCUCUCUUUCUCUUUUAACACCCCCCAACCCCUGUUCAGGUGUGUGACGUGAAUUAAAGAAAUCUACCUUUUCUUUGGAAUGUUGUAGACAAUCAGUCUCAGGCUGGGUCCAGUCCCUGCAGGGAGUGAGAGCCCUGUAGGCUGAUAGACAAACAAAACUUUCUUUUGUUUGAUGAUUAAAACAAAAACUCUUUUUUUGCAUCUA
Molecule: messenger RNA, 14468 nt
Organism: Myripristis murdjan (pinecone soldierfish)
Lineage: Eukaryota; Metazoa; Chordata; Actinopteri; Holocentriformes; Holocentridae
Gene: ncoa1
Product: nuclear receptor coactivator 1
Exons: 23
Coding region: 949-5487 (1512 amino acids)
Biological process (GO): positive regulation of transcription by RNA polymerase II; cellular response to hormone stimulus
Cellular component (GO): nucleus
Molecular function (GO): nuclear receptor binding; protein dimerization activity
Source: RefSeq, a predicted model, not a curated record